This is a messenger RNA of Sphaeramia orbicularis (orbiculate cardinalfish), 2203 nucleotides long. Its product is annotated as Golgi phosphoprotein 3-like. The transcript has 5 exons. NCBI's taxonomy places the organism in Eukaryota, Metazoa, Chordata, Actinopteri, Kurtiformes, Apogonidae. Gene Ontology annotation, cellular component: trans-Golgi network; Golgi cisterna; cytosol. Bases 218 to 1099 code for a protein of 293 amino acids. Gene Ontology annotation, molecular function: phosphatidylinositol-4-phosphate binding. Gene Ontology annotation, biological process: retrograde vesicle-mediated transport, Golgi to endoplasmic reticulum; Golgi vesicle budding; Golgi organization. The record is from RefSeq and is a predicted model, not a curated record.
UGUGGUGCCACCAUGUUGGAUCAGGAAGUGGGCUGACUCGGAGUCGGAAUGCCGAGCAGAGCUUAGCGUCAACGGCCGUCUUUAUCCGCUCGGUCAACAGUUGUCCGAAUCUCCCCCUGAACACUCGGAUAAUACAUGCUGUGUGGCUCUCCGGUUGGUCGAACUCGGCACUUUUCUCCGGAUCGGUUCGUUUCGCAGCCCCCCCCCCCCAGCAGCUAUGACUUCUCUCACGCAGAGGACCUCGGGCCUCGUCCAGCGGAGGACCGAGGCCAUACGCAGUGCCGCCGCCGACAGAGAGAAGGAGUCCGGCGACGAGGAGGAAGAAACCCGCCGCGGGGAGGAGGAGGACGACGACAAGGGGGACUCGAAGGAAACAAGGCUCACACUGAUGGAGGAAGUGCUGCUGUUGGGCCUCAAGGACCGAGAGGGCUACACGUCUUUCUGGAACGACUGUAUUUCUUCCGGUCUCCGAGGGUGUAUGUUGGUGGAGCUGGCUCUCAGAGGGAGGCUACAGCUGGAGGCCUGCGGGGUGAGGAGGAAAAGCCUGCUCUCAAGGAAGGUGAUCUGUAAGUCAGAUGCCCCAACAGGCGAUGUGCUACUGGAUGAGGCUUUGAAGCACAUUAAAGAAACUCAGCCUCCAGAGACUGUCCAGAGCUGGAUCGAGCUGCUGAGUGGAGAGACCUGGAAUCCCCUGAAGCUGCACUACCAGCUGAGAAAUGUCAGAGAACGGCUGGCCAAGAAUCUUGUAGAGAAAGGUGUUUUAACCACAGAGAAACAGAAUUUCCUGCUUUUUGACAUGACCACACAUCCACUCACCAACAGCACCAUUAAACAGCGCCUCGUCAAGAAAGUUCAGGAUUCUGUUUUGGAGAAGUGGGUCAAUGAUCCGCACCGCAUGGACAAGCGGGUUCUGGCUCUAAUCCUCCUGGCCCACUCGUCCGACGUCCUGGAGAACGCCUUCGCCCCGCUACAAGACGACCAGUACGACCUGGGCAUGAAGAGAGUCCACUCUCUGCUGGAGCUGGAGCCAGAGAAAGAGAGCACAAAGCCCAACGCCAACGAACUGAUGUGGGCCGUGGUGGCCGCCUUCACGAAAUGAAAACGGCGGGUUUUUGUUGGACUGGAAGAUCCGGCUACGGUCUGUGUUAUUUAAUCGGUUGAAGGACAUCAUUUAAUGAGACAGACUUCACUUAAUGAGACAAUCUAUGUGGUUGGGGAGCCUGUUUGUACAUCUAUUCCGGAUGAUGACAUUUUCGGUGGUAGUCCGUGUUAACCCAGUACAAUCUGAUCGGUGGUGGGCUUCACCAAGUAACAUUUGGUUGGUUGGGACAGUGUCUGAAUGACGGAUGGCUGGCUGCUUUUACACAAUGAGGUAAACUAACGUGCCGCCAGGAGCCUGGAUAUACUUCUAAACACCAACACUACGAACAGAUGGGCCUCUGUUAUGUUAGAUGACAUCAAAAACAAAAGCAGGUGGCAGCAGCAGCAGCAGUCAUGGUAAAUAUGAAGAUUUUGACUGGGGCCAAGUUUCCCUUCUACACCAAGGAAACAUCAUUUCUCCAUUACUACGACAUCUGGCCAGAAUCAAAACCUGGUCUCUUCUCUCAUAUUUUUUUUUUUUUUUUUUGAAUGCUUAUGCAAGGCAGGCUAGUAAAUCACAUGUCUAUGCUCUUUGCACUCUUGCAGGUCUCCUGCUUCUACAUAUUCAUUCCCACUUGUGUUGGGAGCACAUGCAUAGGGUCACUGAUAGUAUAGACUAGAAAUGGGUCAUGAUUUACAAUAUUCAAACAGUGACUGAAUUCUGAUGAAAUCCAUUAGAUUAUGUGACCAUCCUCCGGUCUUUUUAAGUGAUAUGUUUUCCCACAUUUUUUUAAGCGGCGUCGUUCAACACACGAGAAUAUGCAGCAAGACUGAACUCACCGGCAAAUUCCAACCAAUUUGUGUAACUCAGAAACACACAGCCAUUUCCACCUGGUUCGCAAAUUGCUUUAGUGAGAGGCGGCUGUUUUCAGAGCUAACGUAGAGCAGAAUAUGAAGGAAGUUUAUUUCCAGUUGGCUCCUUAGCUGUGUAACUGCAGACAGCAGGUCACUGUCAGCCUGGGUGUAGUCCAACCCUGGUGUAUGCAGCCGCAUCACCCGCCCGAGUCCAGCUAAGAUACAGCUGUAGUUGUUUGCUUAUUUUUCUGUCUGUUGUCUGACAAUU